AUGGAAUGGCUGCUGGCGAACCCGCAGAUCAACAGCACCUUCGGUUCGCUGGGCACGUUCGAAGACGAUGUGUACCACGUUAGCGAGGACUGCCUGGUCACACUGGAGGAGAUCAUCUGUAAGCUGGCGGUAGAGGAUGCGACCCUGCGAACAUUUCGCCGGGCGAUUGGCUUCGGGCAGAACGUCAAGAACGACAUCGUGCCGCUGCUGGUGAACGCGAAGGAUGUGAAGAUCAUCGACACCAGCAUCCGGUUGCUGGUGAACUUGACCGUCCCGGUCGAGUGCCUGCUGCCGGUGGAUCUGGUCUCAAAGUCCGAGAUCGGGCGGCACACGAUCUUCGAGCUGAACAAGCUGCUGAUCACGAGCAAGGAGGCGUUUGUCGAGUGGAAAACCACCAAGGCGGUGAUCGACCACAUGAAGGGUAUCCUCGAGCGGGACACAAAGCUCUCGAUACAGCAAUGCGACAGUGUUAACAACUGCCUGCUGUUGCUGCGCAAUAUCCUGCACGUGCCCGAGAUGGGUACGGGCGUGGGAUCACACGCGGGCAGCUAUCCAACAGCGGGCCACAACACCUCCUUCCAGAAUCAGAUCAUCUGGAACCUGUUCACGCAGAGCAUCGACAAGCUGCUGAUCUACCUGAUGUCGUGCCCGCAGCGCGCCUACUGGGGCGUAACCAUGGCGCAGCUGGUGGCGCUGAUGUACAAGGAUCAGCACAUCAGCACGCUCCAGAAGCUGCUCAAUCUGUGGUUCGAGUCGACACUCUCGGAGAGCUCGGAGGACAACGAGAGCAACACCUCCCCGCCGAAGCAGUGCAGCGGGGACUCCAGUCCCAUGCUCACGUCCGACCCGACGUCCGACUCGUCCGACAAUGGCAGUGGCAAAAUGCCAUCGUCCAUGAGCAAGGAAUGUGCGUCCGAGGUGCCACCAACGACGCGCAUGGUUUCCGACUUCCCGACGCAGAUCGUGCUCUCGCGGGCGAUCAAAUCCCACCAGAUGUACCACCAGACGCUGAAGGCGAACGCUGCGGACGGAUGCACUUCGAACGGUUCGACCUGCGGAAAUUGUAACGGUGGCCCCGGUGGUGUUUGUGGUGUGAGCGGCAAGUCGUCCUGCAUCGGUGGUGUCCUGCAUCAGCAGUGCGAACAUCAGAAGACCGCGUGUGCUGGCGAGGCGCAGGAAGUUAGCCGAAACUUUACCAAAAAGUCCAAGGGAGGCAAAUGUCUCGAGACCUCGGUGGCCGCGAUGGCAAAGGAUCAAGCUGCGAAGGACAAUGCGCAUCAGCCGCAGCAACCGGAUCACAUGUCCAGUUGCUCACCUCAACAGCAGCAGCAGCAGCAGCAGCAACAGCAACAGCAGUCGCAGUCUCAGCAACCGAAGUCUCCAACGCAAUCACAACCGAUGAAUACGUCUGGUAGUACACAAAAGCAGAUGCAAGUGUCACUGUCGGAGAACUCCGAUUGCGGAUAUGGUACGCAGGUUGAGAAGGAGUCCAUCUCCACCUCGAGCAACGAGGAUGACAGCCCGCACCAGAAACCGAUUCAUCAGAAGCCACCUUCUAACCAAAAGCAACGCUUCAACGCGGCCAACAAACAGCGCAACCCAGUGUCGGUGCAGGAGAAGAAGGAACUGCGUCGAAAGAAGCUGGUGAAACGUGGCAAGAGCAACAUAAUCAACAUGAAGGGUUUGAUGCAUCACGUCCCGACCGAUGAUGAUAUAUCUCACAUCCUGAAAGAGUUUACGGUCGAUUUUCUGCUCAAAGGAUACGGCUAUCUCGUGCACGAGCUGCACACGCAAUUACUGUCGGAUCUGCAAGUGCAAAUCGAUACGUCACACUUUUUCUGGUUGGUGACGUAUUUCCUGAAGUUCGCCACCCAGCUCGAGCUGGACCUGGAACACAUCAACAGUGUCCUUUCGUUCGAUAUCAUCAGUUACCUAACGUACGAGGGUGUGAUGCUGUGCGAGCAGCUCGAACAGCUUAGCAGAGCUGCCGAGACAGACAUCAAACCUUGCCUGCGAAGGAUUCAUUUGGUUGUAACCGCGAUACGGGAGUUUUUGCAAGCCCUGGAUACAUACAAAAAAAGCACGCAUUUAACGAAGGAGGACAAAGAGAAGCUGAAGCUGCUCCAGUUGCAGAUUAGCUGCACGGAGGAUUUGCGCUGCCUGUUUGUGUUGCUGCUUCGAUGCUACAAUCCAAACAUCCAGAGCCGCCAGUAUCUCCAGGAUUUGAUCGUGACCAACCACACGCUGCUGCUGCUGCUGGAUGGGGUCCGGGAGUUGACCGUCGAUGGCACGCCGGGAGACAUGCUGACCCACAUCAAACAAUUCGCCACGGUGGAGAUAAUGCAUCAGUACGGUUUGCUGCUGGAGGACUUCCGUGAGAAUGGCGCGUUCGUGAACGAUUGCAUCUUCACGAUGAUGCACCACGUGGGCGGUGACUUGGGCCAGAUAAACGUGCUGUUCCAGCCGAACAUACUCAAGACGUACUCGCAGAUUUGGGAGACGGAGUACGAGCUGUGUGACGACUGGUCAGACUUGAUCGAGUAUGUCAUACACAAGUUCAUCAACACGCCCCAACCAGCUCCGCUUACGCUCUCGACGACACUACCCGAGAUCAGCACACAGCUGCUGUCAAGCAACUUGCUCGUCACCUGGACGCAGGAAGAAAAGGAUUCACUCCACUGGUACUAUGUGCAGUGCCGCCAGAGCAAGUGCGUCGUGGCCGACAUUCUGAAGCUGUUCCAGGAGAACGGCAACCAGCAAAAGACGCGUCUGUCGAUCAUCGAGCAGCUGCUCGAGCAGAACAUAAUCACGCUGAUCCAGUACGACGACCUGAUGAAGGUGGAGAAUCCGGACUACGAGCGUAACGUGCAGACACCUGCUCUGUCGGUCGCUUCGGCCGAUUCACCGAAACCGGAGGAUGGCGACUUUAAGUCCUCGUCCAAGGCGGUUGAUGACAUACAGGUGUUGCGCGAUCGGUUGCAGAAGGAAAACCGUGGGAGACUGAUCGCUUGGCUUCAGAAGAGCUUGCUGGAUUGUUGCUUCGUGAAGUUGAACCUGCUGAGUGGCAACGUUUACGUGACGGCCGGCAUCGGUGGCGUCGUCGUUAUGGAGCCGGUGUCUUACCAUUGCAUCUUGAAAAAGAAGUCCAUUCCGGUCGUGCCGUGGAAUCAGGACCAGUUCGCUAUCCUGUCCUACCAGCCGUUCAUUCUGCUGCUGCACAAGCUCGGUUUCCAUCUGCCCGCCGACGCGAAGAAGAUGUUCGUUCGCAUUCCGGAGUUCUGGACGGCUGACAUCCUGUACAACAUCGCGCUCAAGCUCGGACCACUGGACAAAUCGAUUCUCAAGUUCGAUCUCAAGUACCUCAACAAGGUGCUUUCGAUGGAAAAGCAAGCAAAGGCCGACCCUUGCCCGCCGACCGAUUCUCGGUUAGAGAACUUUGGAUUAUCAAGGUACACUCCCCAGAUCACGACCAACUGGCUCGACGUGGUAAUGCGGAGUAAAGCCGCGCAAAGCAAGCGUAAAUUAGAUCUGCCCGGCCCCUCAAAGGUUAUCGAUGCGGCCAACGCCACCCAUCCGAGCGUGACGCUGAAGUCGGGUGGAAAACCACCGACCCAGUCGAAAAUGCUGCCCGACCUUUCGAUCAUCGUCGAGUCGAAUGACGAUGAUGAUGACGAGCUGCCGGCGGACGAGGACGACGGGCUGGACAGCACGGAGGUGCCGGUGCUGGAGGAGCACGACGUCGUCAGCGCUUGCGAGACGGCAUCCGUCGCCUCGGACUUGACGCGCAUGUACGUAAGCGAUGAGGACGACAAGCACGACAUCGUGCCACCGAUAAUGUAAGGAAACAUCCAUCCCCUCGGCAUCGAAAGCAGCUUGCUACAGGAAAUGCGGCCAUCCUUGAGGCUGGCCCUCGCAGCUGGGGGUCCUCGCAGCUAAAAGUAUUGAUUUCCGCUCAGUCGAUAUGAAUUCAAUCAUUCCUGCAUCCGGUAUCUGAAAGCGUCCAAUCCAACGCACAUACACACACCGACACCCAUGCGACCAUAGAAAAUAGCAUUCCCACACAGCAUGUUGCAUUUUACAGAGAACUUGAAUCAAUGUUACAAAAGGUCAAGUAGGCCGGUUAAAAGUAAACUAAUCUACUGCUAACCCUCUAAGGCGAAAAGCCUCCGUCUCCGUCUCCGUACACUGGAAGUGAUCCUGCUAACCGUCAACUAAUUGUUCAAAUAUAGUCAAGCUAAGCGCGAUCUAAAUCAAAGCGCCCUGUUUUUCCGAGCCAUACAACCUUCUCUUUGGUACCGUUGCACCAACGAGAUUGGACUAGUUCCGCAUUAGCACUGUUGCUCUAUUGCUCAACCGUGUGACACAAUAAGUUGUAGUUUUAAUGACAGAUUUAAACUAAAAGGAAAAGCAUACACAUACACACACACACACAGCACAGAUGUAUCUUAAUGUUGAUAACUUUUGCUCUCCAACGGCUGUUAAAUUCAACGCGGGAAAAUGAUCAGAACCUAAUUACCCGGCUGAAUUGUGAGGUGGAACGAAUCAAUCGUGUGACGAUUUACAGAGAAAAAAAAAGAAAUCUAUUUCUUACAUUGCGGUUCGAGGAAUUGGAAUGAGUGUUGAGGCAGGAUCCCAGCCUCCGGUGGGGAUUAUAAAAGUUACCUAAGCAAUCUAUGCCGCUGGAUCGUGGUUAAAGUUUGCAUUUCCAUUUGGUUCCUUAUCGUUUCGAGGAAAAGAAACUGCUCAGAGCAGUGGCCGUUAGGAGUGCCGAUGUACUGUUGGAUUUAUUUCCGGCCUCGCCGGAGAAAAGCGGGGUAAGGACGAAAGCAAGACUGCAAGGAACCUGGAACCAAUCAAAGUGCUACUUGACAAACUUUUGACGACGGUACAAAUCGCGUUUAGCGUUGGACGAGAGCAUUAUUUAUACAGGGAGUAAGAUACGCUCUAACACAACGACGGCGCUAAAGGUUGCUGGAGCAACUCGAAUAGGAUUGAUGCAAAGCUGCUGCAGGUUGGUUGAUCCUUGGCUGACGUCAGAGUCAGAGGCGCAUCCGUUACGGAUCAGUGUAGUUUGUAAGGUGAAAGGAAACCGUUGAGCUUAUGAAACUGAAACGAACCAUGGAAAUUGAAGAGCUUUUAAUAAUGCACUACUGCACGGAUAAAAGUACACCUCGGGAGGUGUGCGGCGUGCGUUAAAUACGUUUAUGUAAAACAGGUUUAAAUGAAAGAAAAAAUAUAUGUAGUUAUUUGUGGA
Anopheles nili is the source of this 5254-nucleotide messenger RNA. It is a transcript of the gene tim, whose product is annotated as protein timeless. The record is from RefSeq and is a predicted model, not a curated record. Gene Ontology annotation, biological process: replication fork arrest; DNA replication checkpoint signaling; DNA repair. The transcript is spliced from 14 exons. Gene Ontology annotation, cellular component: replication fork protection complex. Gene Ontology annotation, molecular function: DNA binding. Lineage: Eukaryota; Metazoa; Arthropoda; Insecta; Diptera; Culicidae. Bases 1 to 3840 code for a protein of 1279 amino acids.